This is a messenger RNA of Trichoderma virens Gv29-8, 1248 nucleotides long. RefSeq lists its product as uncharacterized. The record is from RefSeq and is a predicted model, not a curated record. The transcript is spliced from 2 exons. NCBI's taxonomy places the organism in Eukaryota, Fungi, Ascomycota, Sordariomycetes, Hypocreales, Hypocreaceae. The coding region runs from base 1 to 1248 and encodes 415 amino acids.
AUGAAAUCAGGCAGCCUUAGAAUCAUAUCCAAUGCCAACGUGGUAACCAGACCAAACCCUGAGGUCGUCGGUUCGAACAGAGAUGAGGUGGCUGAUUCAUCGGUCCACCUGCUCCGGAGCGCCUCCAAAGGCCCAGAAUCACGCCAUGUACUGCAUCAUUCCUUUGCGGAUAUUGAUAACAACGAUGGGCUGGCUGUGGUGCCUUAUGGAAAUGGUUUUGUCAAUGGAAUUAUUCAAGCGUUUCAACAAGACCUUCAUCUCGUCCUCCGUCCUGAUGACAUAUGGUUGGCUAUUACGGUCCAACUCAGCUUCUACAUCAAUGGCCAUGCCGAAGAGAUGCGAAAAUUCUUUGUUGAACAUGAUGACAAGAAGGAACUCGUUGUCGACUUAACUCCACAGACCAUGGAAAAUCUGGAUAUUGCAUACGCUGCAAAGCUUUUUGCCGGAUUAAUCCAGGAAAAUGUGCGGGUCCCAGAUCUUAAAAGUUGGAUCCUUCCAGACUUUUCCACAACAACCGAUAACGAUAUAAGCGUCGCGGCAAUGGUUAUGAUGGCAACUACAAAGGCAUAUUUUGAAUACAUUAUGUUGUGCGGUUGUGGAUUUCCAAGCGUCACACUUCUCGGGGAGAGAGAUGACUGGGUGAAGCUUUCUGAGAGACUACCUAGACUUGCGACAUUUGGCGAUGAACCUGCGGAAUGGAGCAAAUUACUCGUCAAAGUGGUCGAGAAAAUGAUUGAAACGUUUGAUCACCCAGAUGACGAAGCUACAAAAGAGUUCUGGAUGAAGGCAGUCCAUAGAACUGGUGCAGAGGCUUCAGGCCGGGGACUGGACACGUUAUCUGGAUGGAUCACGGCAUUCUGCUUCUGGAACGAGGAAGGCAGAAUGAUCAAUCAAUAUUCAGAUGAAUAUAUAAAAUUAUCUUCAUUCGACGGGGAGGGAGAUGAAGACAGGAAGAGGCUCGUCAUUGAUGAUGUCAUCUUCCCGAUCAUCAGAGCAAAAAGUGUGCCACAGUCUGUGGUUCAAGUACCCGUCAAAGUUCUGGAUGCAUCGACAAUGCUUGAAUAUGAAACUACCAUCAUAGCAGGCUCUGUAGGUAUGACAGCAACUACGAGUGGGAGUGAAGUGGCGCCCGACACUUUCCAGCCCCGAUCAGGUUGGUGGAUGUUACUCGACGAGGUUAAACAGCUUGGUGCGGAAAAGCUGGAGAAGUAUGUGGAGAUUCUACAGGAGCGGCUCAAUCUAUCUUAA